This is a messenger RNA of Xyrichtys novacula (pearly razorfish), 321 nucleotides long. The record is from the annotation of a GenBank genome assembly. NCBI's taxonomy places the organism in Eukaryota, Metazoa, Chordata, Actinopteri, Labriformes, Labridae.
AUGACCAAGUCUGCGACCGACAAGCUGAUGAAUGUUCUUGCCAAGUGGGUAGCGACAAACUGCCGGCCGAUAAACAUAGUGGAAGAUGAGGGGUUAACAGACGUGCUGCAAACUGCGUCCAAGGACCCAUCAUACAAACCACCGUGCAGAGCUACAUUGACAGCCAAAAUCAGCAAGAUGUACAGUGCUGAAAAGAAGGAGAAACUUGACAUUUUGGUGGAGAAUUCGCCCAACUGCAUUGCUAUAACUGGAGAUCACUGGACCUCAGUUGGCAACCACAGCUAUUUUGGGGUGACCGGUCAUUUUAUUGAUGAUGAGUGA